Molecule: messenger RNA, 1395 nt
Organism: Cajanus cajan (pigeon pea)
Lineage: Eukaryota; Viridiplantae; Streptophyta; Magnoliopsida; Fabales; Fabaceae
Product: peroxidase 55
Biological process (GO): hydrogen peroxide catabolic process; response to oxidative stress
Molecular function (GO): peroxidase activity; heme binding
Source: RefSeq, a predicted model, not a curated record
AAAUCCAACUAGGCUAUCCUCAACCACACGGAAAGGGAGAUAUAUAUAUAUAAACAUAACUGAAUGAUAUAUAAUAGAGUUGUACAUAGAGACGUUUACAUAGCUAGCCAACAAAUGGAGAUCAUGAGGUUAGUGUUAAUGUUAGUGGCUUUGUUGAUGGUGCUUAUGCCUAAGGGAGAAGGCCAAUUAGUGGAGAAUUUCUAUAGUUCAACUUGUCCAAACGUCGAAUCCAUCGUGACCCAAGCUGUGACCAACAAGUUUACUCAAACCAUCACAACUGGACAAGCAACUCUGCGUCUAUUUUUCCAUGAUUGCUUCGUUGAGGGAUGUGAUGCAUCUGUUAUAAUAUCGUCACCAAAUGGGGACGCAGAGAAGGAUUUCACAGAAAAUCUUUCGCUACCAGGAGAUGGGUUUGACACUGUUAUCAAGGCAAAGCAAGCAGUGGAAGCUCAAUGCCCUGGCGUGGUUUCAUGCGCAGACAUUUUAGCACUCGCUACCAGAGAUGUCAUAGGCUUGCUUGGAGGGCCUUCGUUCAAAGUAGAGCUUGGACGCAGAGACGGGCUUAUUUCCAAAGCAUCGCGUGUAGAAGGAAACCUUCCAAAAGCGAACUUCAACUUAGACCAACUCAACGCGCUCUUCUCCAAACACGGCCUAACCCAAACCGACAUGAUAGCACUCUCGGGAGCCCACACCGUUGGGUUCUCACACUGCGACCAGUUCGCGAGCCGUUUAUAUUCGUUCUCAUCGUCGAAUCCAGUGGACCCCACUCUGGACACCUCGUACGCGCAAGAUUUGAUGGCGGGGUGCCCGAGAAAUCCCGACCCCCCCGUAGCGGUUGCCCUGGACCCGCAAUCCCCUGCGGCCUUCGACAACGUCUAUUACCAGAACUUGGUAUCCGGAAAAGGGUUACUCACCUCGGACCAGGUGCUGUUCACGGACUCUACGUCGCAGUCUACGGUGGUGCGGUUCGCGAACAACGCUGCGGACUUCAAUGAAGCGUUUGUGGCAGCCAUGAGGAAGCUUGGAAGGGUUGGGGUCAAGACUGGGAGCGAGGGAGAGAUUAGGAGAGAUUGCACGGCGUUUAAUUCGUGAAUGCAUGGUGAAGGGUUGGUUUGUGAAUUGUGAGAGUGGGUUCAUACGUUGAAUAAUGUUGUUACCUAAGGAGAGGUUCACGUAAAUAAGGUUUUGGUUCGUUGUGUUCAAUAAAGGGAUUCAUUAUUAAUUGUGCAGUGGGGAUAUGAUGUGGGUUUUGCAAAUUAAUUCAUUGCUUGUUUAGGGCUUUAGGUAAUGUAAUGCAUGUACAAUCUUUUUUGUAUGAUGAUGAAUUUAUAUGGAUGCAAAUUAAUAUUUGCUCAAGUGGCCCGUCGUGAAUAUAAAUAAUGCUUGUCAAUAUAA